GAAACAGGACUCCGGCACAAAAUUCAUCGAGACAAGAACUGUUGCGUUAGUGUGCCAUUGCCAUCGGAGCUGUAAGAUAGAAGAACAAAUUUCUCGUGUUCCUUUAAACUUGUUUUGGAAUUAGUAACAUCCAUCGGUUCUCACCAAGCGAGCAUUGUGUUUAUUUAAGUCAAUUGGAUUUGAUUACAGACUAGACGAGCGCGAAAAAAAUGGCUGCUGUUACUGAAGUAGGUGGAAUCAAGCUGGGAAAGCUUCUGAUCGAAGGCAAAACCAAACAGGUUUACGAUGUUCCGUCGCAGCCCGGGCACUCCAUCCUGCUAAACAAAGAUCGCAUUACGGCUCACAACGGAGUGCGAGCGCACGAUCUCGAGGGCAAGGCAAAAAUCUCCAACCAAACCAACGCCAAGGUCUUCACUCUGCUGAACCGUGCCGGCCUGAAGACGGCCUUCGUCCGCAUGGUCUCCGAUAACGCUUUCCUAGCGCGCAAGUGCGAAAUGGUACCGAUCGAAUGGGUAACCCGCCGACUGGCGACCGGUUCCUAUCUGAAGCGAAACCCCGGCGUAAAGGAGGGCUACCGCUUUGCCCCACCGAAGCAGGAAACCUUCUACAAGGACGACGCCAAUGACGAUCCCCAGUGGAGCGCCGAACAGAUCGUGUCGGCUGGAUUCAAGGUUAACGGAGUGUUGAUCGGUCAAGAUGAAGUAGACAUAAUGCGCCAAACUACGAUCCUGGUGUUCGAGAUCCUCGAGCGGGCCUGGGCUAGCCGAGACUGCGCACUGAUCGAUAUGAAAAUCGAGUUCGGUGUCGAUGCCGACGGUCAGUUGCUGGUAGCGGACGUCAUCGAUUCCGACUCCUGGCGGUUGUGGCCAUCGGGCGAUAAACGACUCAUGGUAGACAAACAGGUAUACCGCAAUCUAGCCUCGGUGACGGCUUCCGAUCUGGACACCGUGAAGCGAAACUUCGUCUGGGUUAGCGAGCAGCUGGACAAAAUGGUACCCAGCAACGAUCAUCUGGUGGUGGUGCUGAUGGGAAGCCCCUCGGAUAAGGAACAUUGCGAAAAGAUCGCCCGGAACUGUCGCGAGCUGGGACUGAACGUAGAGCUACGAGUCACCUCGGCACACAAAGGAACCACCACGACGCUACAGAUUGUCAACGAAUACGAAAGCGUACUGCACAAUCUGGUUUUCAUUACCGUGGCCGGUCGAUCCAACGGUUUGGGACCGGUUCUAUCGGGCAACACCAACUAUCCGGUGAUCAACUGCCCCCCGGUGAAGCCGGAAAACGUCAGCUUGGAUGUGUGGUCCAGUUUGAAUCUUCCAUCCGGGCUGGGAUGCGCAACGGUACUGUAUCCGGAGGCGGCCGCAUUGAAUGCUGCUCAAAUUUUGGGCUUGAAUAAUUUCCUGAUCUGGGCUAGGCUUCGAGUUAAACAAUUACAAAAUUUCGCUGGGUUGAUUUACGCGGACAAGGGAUUCCGCGGGGUGCGAAAGACGGAGGAAACUAGUGCUGAAAUGAAAUAGUAUAAUAGGUUAAGAGAGCAUAACAUGCAUAUUUUUUUUUAAAGAAAGUAAUAAAUGAUUUUAAAUAUAUUCAAUAUAUUGCUCCUAAAAUUUAUUAUUGGAGUCGUGAA
Wyeomyia smithii (pitcher-plant mosquito) is the source of this 1627-nucleotide messenger RNA. It is a transcript of the gene Paics, whose product is annotated as bifunctional phosphoribosylaminoimidazole carboxylase/phosphoribosylaminoimidazole succinocarboxamide synthetase. Gene Ontology annotation, molecular function: phosphoribosylaminoimidazolesuccinocarboxamide synthase activity. Gene Ontology annotation, biological process: 'de novo' IMP biosynthetic process. The record is from RefSeq and is a predicted model, not a curated record. Bases 210 to 1517 code for a protein of 435 amino acids. The transcript is spliced from 3 exons. NCBI's taxonomy places the organism in Eukaryota, Metazoa, Arthropoda, Insecta, Diptera, Culicidae.